Messenger RNA from Passer montanus (Eurasian tree sparrow), 1960 nucleotides. Its product is annotated as E3 ubiquitin-protein ligase TRIM7-like. The transcript is spliced from 7 exons. Lineage: Eukaryota; Metazoa; Chordata; Aves; Passeriformes; Passeridae. The record is from RefSeq and is a predicted model, not a curated record. The coding region runs from base 26 to 1441 and encodes 471 amino acids. Gene Ontology annotation, molecular function: protein binding; zinc ion binding.
CCGUCCGUUCCCGUCGGUCGCGGCCAUGGCUGACGAGGUGCUGGCUCUGCGCGAGCAGCUGGUGGCCGAGGCCACCUGCCCCUUGUGCCUGGAUUUGUUCGAGCAGCCCGUGCUCACGGCGUGCGGGCACAGCUUCUGCGGGCAGUGCCUGGCGGGCGUGCUGGGGAACCCGCCGCGCUGCGCCGCCUGCCCGCAGUGCCGCGCCCCGGUGGAGCCGGGCUCGCUGCGCCCCAUCCGCCCCCUGGGUAACGUGGCCGGGCUGGCCCGGUGCCUGGAGGAGGUGGCGGCGCGGCCGCGGUGUGCCCAGCACGGCAAGCCCCUGGCGCUGUUCUGCGAGCCCUGCGCCGCGCUGCUCUGCGCGCUCUGCCGGGACGGGCCCGAGCACCGGCGGCACCGGGUCCGCCCCGCCGAAGAGGCCGCCCGGGAGCUGCGGGAGACCCUCCAGGGCAACCUGCUUUCUCUACAAGAACAGAAGGAAAAAUGGAAGCACCUAGGAGACCAGAAAAGUGAAGACCUGCAGAUGAAGGUGAUGUGGGAGCUGCAGCAUGUGCCCGAGACCUUUGAGGAGCUGCAGCGGUGCAUGGAGGAGCAGAAGAAGAUGCUGCUGGCCCAGCUGGAGCAGAAGUUCCAGGAGCUGGUCAAUAAGAACGAGGAAUACACGUCCAGGGUUUUGGAGAGGCAGUCGCUGCUGGACACGGUGAUUGCGCAGAUCCAGGAGAAGAGGGACCAGCCGGCGGUCGAGUUCCUCACGGAUGUUGGCACAGUCCUGAGCAGCUGUGAGGCAGCCAAGGCCCCGAUCCCAGAGCCGGUUUCCCCAGAGCUGCAGAGGAGCAUUGAGAGCCUCUCUGAGAAGAGCCAGUGGCUUGUGGACAUGCUGAAUAAAUUGAGAGUGAGCCUGCGGAGAGAGAUAGACUGGGGCAUAAGGGAGCAGGUGAGGCUGGACCCAGAGACGGCGAAUCCUUGUCUGAUCCUUUCAGACGACUGCAAAAUGGUCCGGUACAGCGCUGGAAAAAAAUACCUCCCUGACACCCCCAAGAGGUUCACGGCCAGCCUCAGUAUCCUGGGCUCCCAGGGGUUCACGUCUGGGAGGCAUUACUGGGAGGUGGAGGUCGGGGAAGAGGGCUGCUGGGCCCUGGGAGUGGCCAUGGAGUCCGUGCCGAGGAAGGAGUCUCUCGACCUGCACAGAUUUGAGAAUGUCUGGGCCCUGCAGUUGGACUGGAGGGGCCAGUACAGAGCAGUCUGCAUGACCCGUGACGUGCUGGCACUCAGGGAAAAACUCCAGAGAAUCAGGGUCUGCCUGGACUACGAAGCAGGCCAAGUGACCUUCUACAACACAGAGGACAUGUUGCAGAUCUUGCAGUUGGAGGCCACUUUCACUGAGAAAGUCUUCCCAUAUUUUUGGGUCUAUUCAGAAAAAACCCAGAUCCGGGUGUGUGACUGACAGGGUGGGAUGGCUGCCGGGCCCCUGCCCGUGCCCUUGGCUGGCUGAGCAGGGAGGAGCUGUGCCAAUGUCACGGCAUCACACUGCAGCCCCACUGCAGCUCUGCCUGGGCUGGAUCCUCUCUGCAAUUUUCUGCAUCUCCUCCCGCUAAAUCCUUUGGAGCAUUAAAGAAGUGCUGUCCUGCCUGGGGGUGUCAGCGUGCUGCUAUCCUGGCUGGAUGCCGUGGUGAUGGUGUCCUACCCCUCCCUGUGGGCACUGAGGCCACAGAAUAAUCGGGAGGGAGGAGGGAAGGGGCUCUGAUUGUCCAUGCCAGCCUUUGGCAGCACUGCAGGGCUGGUGGCACCUGGGCUGGGCUGGCCUGGAGGGUGCAGCCAUCCUGCGCUCAGGAAGCCAGGCUGGAGCCAUGAUAAUGGUGCCUUGAGUUUUAGCUUUCAGAUUUUUUUGAUUCUGUGCUGCUUUGGUGCGUAGUUCUGAGCUUCAUGUUAAGUGUUAGCAAGUUCUCUUCACAGGGUAGGUAGA